AUGUCAUAUGUCGAGACCAUGAAUUUGGACGGCGAGACGAAUUUAAAGGUCAAAAGAGCUUUGCAGAAUUUAUCACUUCCGGUGGUUAACGAUGAUGGAGCUUCACAUUUUGGGAAUUUCCAACCCACAAUCCGCUGCGAAAACCCUAACCCUAACUUGUACACAUUCAUGGGUAAUUUAGAGUACGAGGGACGAAUUUACCCUCUCGAUCCAGCCCAGCUUCUACUCCGCGAAUCAAAGCUCAAAGAACACCGAGUACAUAUUUGGUGCGGUGGUUUUCACCGGAAAUGA
Lactuca virosa is the source of this 291-nucleotide messenger RNA. Lineage: Eukaryota; Viridiplantae; Streptophyta; Magnoliopsida; Asterales; Asteraceae. The record is from the annotation of a GenBank genome assembly.